CAGUCUCUCCCCCUUUCAGGCUUUCACUCACGCAGAACUCUUCACAUUCUUCCUUGAAAACCCCUAGCCUCCAUUGUGCCGCGGUUGAUCUCACCGUCGCCGCCUGGUUCGUCGUGGUUGUUCGCCAAACGCCAGUAUCUCCAGGUCUUGCUCCAACGUCGUCCGUCCGUCCUGUUCGUCGCCAGCUCCCCAUCGUCCGUAUCCAGCUCACCAGUGUUCGUUGCCAGCUUCCCGUCGUCCGUCGCUCUCCCUCAAAUCUAUGGUCACUGCCCUCGCCGAAGGAAAUAGUUGGAGGUAUAUAAGAAUUAAGAAGGAAGACUAUUCCAACGGGUGAAUUCUAAUCAUUGUCCAUGAUGAGGCUCUAUGAUGAAUUCAAAGAGAUACUAAAGAUUCAGAAGUUUCGAAGAUUGGUGUCAUAUACUGGAUUCUACUGCUUUGCCACACUCAUAAGCUAUGCUUAUGUUAGCAAUACAACCCGGGCAGGAUAUUCCAGAGCCGAUCAAUUCUACGCAUCGUACCCGGCUGGUACUGAGCUUUUAACAGAUACUUCCAAGUUGUACAAGGCUGCUCUUGGAAACUGCUUUGAAGCUGAAGAAUGGGGUCCAAUUGAGUUCUGCAUCAUGGCCAAACACUUCGAUCGUCAAGGGAAGGCUCCAUAUGCAUACCAUUCAACGAGGAGAUUUCGGUAUUUAAUAAGAGGAUUCAUGAGAUGAUAAGCAACAACUUUUACACUGCUACUUAUUCAAAUAGCUUCUUGCCUCCAGCUCCUCCAAGCAAGCCUUUCCCAGGACCUAAUACAAUUGAACCACCGCCACCACAACAUUCAAAGCACAUGGUUGGUGGAGGUUAGUGGCUACUGUACUCACUUGGUGUUUUACGAACUAUCACACUUAGAGGAAAAUGGUGAGAUAGAUAAUUAUUAGAUCAUGUGCCUCCCAAAUAGCCGCAUCUGAGUUUGAAUUUGACUUCAGCCAAAAGGAGAAAAGAACUCAUUUAGUGUGUUCGAAUGUGUAGUAUGAAUGUGUUGUAUUGUAUUAAGACCAAAAAAAAUUACAAAAAUAUAUAUUCUAUUCUAA
Messenger RNA from Arachis ipaensis, 1076 nucleotides. NCBI's taxonomy places the organism in Eukaryota, Viridiplantae, Streptophyta, Magnoliopsida, Fabales, Fabaceae. The record is from RefSeq and is a predicted model, not a curated record.